Molecule: messenger RNA, 1080 nt
Organism: Nerophis lumbriciformis (worm pipefish)
Lineage: Eukaryota; Metazoa; Chordata; Actinopteri; Syngnathiformes; Syngnathidae
Source: RefSeq, a predicted model, not a curated record
AUGGACGAGUGGGGGCUGGUGUGCUGGGCGUCGGUGCUGGGGGCCGCCGCUUUGGCCUGGCGGCUGCUGCUGCUGAUAAUGACAUCGUCGCCGCGGGCGCCGCGUUUGCUGCCCGUCGGCGACAAAGUCGUGGUCAUCACAGGCUGCGACUCAGGCUUCGGGAAGGCGACGGCCCGCCACCUGGACUCGCUGGGCUUCCGCGUCUUCGCCACGGUUCUGGACGCCGACGGCGAGGGCGCCCUCGAGCUGCGGCGGACGUGCUCGGAACGACUGGCGCUGCUGCAGCUGGACAUCACGCAGCCGGAGCAGGUGCGGCGGGCGCUGGCCCAGGUCGGGGCGCAGCUAGGACCCCGAGGUCUGUGGGCUGUGGUGAACAACGCGGGCGUGUGCGUGAACUUCGGCGACAUCGAGCUGUCUCAGAUGUCCAACUUCCGCGGCUGCAUGGAGGUCAACUUCUUCGGAACGCUGGACGUCACCAAAACCUUCCUGCCGCUGCUGCGACGCCACAAAGGGCGACUGGUCACCGUCUCCAGUCCGGCCGGCGACCAACCCUUCCCCUGCUUGGCGGCGUACGGCGCGUCCAAAGCUGCGCUCAACCUUUUCAUGGACACGCUGAGACAGGAGCUGGCGCCGUGGGGGGUGCACGUCUCCACCAUAUUACCUUCCUCCUACAAGACUGGUCGCUGCUCCGACGCGGCCUACUGGGAGGCGCGACACCGGGAGCUGCUGGCUUCUCUUCCUCCGGAGCUCCUGGACGACUUUGGCAUCGACUACGUGGGCGAGACCAAGGAGCUUUUCCAGUGCUUCGCCCGCCACGCCAACCCGGACCUCAGCCCAGUGGUGGACGCCAUGGAGCGGGCGCUGCUGGAGCCUAGGCCGCAGGCGCGCUAUUUCGCCGGGCCCGGCGUGGGCCUUAUGUACCUGGUCAGCGCUUACUUCCCGGCGCCCCUCCGCAACAGAUUCCUAGAAAGUCUCUUUGUCAAGAAGAGGUUGGCACCUCGGGCACUCAGGGAAGAAUCCGUCGGUGUCCGCCGCUGCCACGACGACAACAACAAUCGCGAAGCGAGCAAGGUCAAGUAG